GCGGGCCGCUUGCCGGGGACUGAGCGGGGCGGCGCGCACUCUUGACCCUGCCGGGAUCCCGGGCGGUGUACCCGUGGGGCGGGGAAGGACCCGGAUCGCCGGGCUCAGCGGCCUUGUGCCCGGGAGGCGACGCACUGGAAGGCGGAGGGCUUCGGAUUGAACGCCUCUGGCGGCUCAAAGCCGGGAGGAGCCGUGCGGGGGCGUCUUCGGAAACGCAGGGAGCCGCGGACCUGCGGGAGGGGGCGGCGGCCACCGCACUGAGGCUCCUCCCCGGGUGACCACACUGGCUGCUUUCGUUUCCUCUCGUGACAGCUUGGAUGCCCGGUUGGCAGCUGCUUCUAACCGUCUGAGCAAUCUAUGGCCUGGGGCCUUCUGAACCCAUGGGUUUGAGACUUGGUCUUUCAACGUGGUUCUUCAGGGAGGAGGGAGACGUUUAGACAGGUGACAAGGCUCUCAUUGGGUGAGGGUUGUUUUGUCUCUGUCUCCAUGUUUGGCAGCACUGCUGACCUAGUAGUUAGGACCGGGGCUCGUGUUGAGGGCUUGGGUUACUCAGACCAUGUGGGCUCUGUCCUCUGGGUUCUGGUCCUUUCUACCUGUCCUGGUGUUUAUUAAGGUGCAUUUGUGCUUCCACCCAUUCUCUGCGGUGCUGCAUGGGAUCCAGGGGCCGCUUGCAAGAGCCUCUGAAGAGGGCAGGGGAGGGAACUGUGAUGCAGCUUCCAGUCCCCUUCCUGGUAUCCCCUCCACCCCCAGUGCCUGUGAGGGUAGGGGCUGGAGCUUUAUUCUACUUUUGAGGAAGAGAGGACCCCUAAGAAGCAGCUUUGUGACUUAGGUGUCCUGAAGUAUAAAAUGGGGGGCCCUGAAGAGCAACAGGUGUCAAAAGCAUGUCCAGGUGGGCUGGUCCUUUCCUGUCAUGUUAGCGUGUGCUGCUCUGAUGGCUUUGUUUCCCUAAAGAGGCCCCCAUGCUUCUGGAGGGUGGGAACUAGGGGGUGGCCUUGUCCCCCUUUCCAGUCCUCCCAGCUCAUUGCUAGACAUCUAGCACUUGCUCUUCAGGGCCCUGGCAGCCACUGUGCUGGGCUGUCUCACCACCAGUGUGUAGAGGGGUCCGUGGCCGGGCGGUGGCUUGGGUUUGCCCUUCCCGCUGAAGGUCCCUUCCCUGCAGGUGGCCUCCCGCCUGGCCCAGCGCCAUGCACACACUUGUGUUCCUGAGCACGCGGCAGGUGCUGCAGUGCCAGCCAGCUGCUUGCCAGGCCCUGCCCCUGCUGCCACGCGAGCUCUUCCCCCUGCUGUUCAAGGUGGCCUUCAUGGACAAGAAGACGGUCGUGCUGCGCGAGCUGGUGCACACAUGGCCCUUUCCACUACUCAGCUUCCAGCAGCUGCUGCAGGAGUGUGCACACUGCAGCCGGGCCCUGCUGCAGGAGCGGCCCAGCACGGAGAGCAUGCAGGCGGUGAUCCUGGGGCUCACUGCCCGGCUCCACACCCCAGAGUCUGAGGCUGGCACGCAGCCCCUCUGCAGGAAGCAUGCACUGCGGGUGCUGGACCUGACGGGCCUCCUGGAUGAUGGUGUGGAGCAGGACCCCGGCACCAUGAGCAUGUGGGACUGCACGGCAGCCGUGGCCCGCACAUGCAUCGCACAGCAGCAGGGUGGUGCUGUGGAGCCCGGCCUGGCCCCUGUGCCUGUGGAGGUGCGUGUAGACCUGCGGGUGAACCGGGCCUCUUAUGCAUUCCUGCGGGAGGCACUCCGCAGCAGCGUGGGCAGCCCGCUGCGGCUGUGCUGCCGGGACCUGCGGGCGGAGGACCUGCCCAUGCGCAACACCGUGGCCCUGCUGCAGCUCCUGGACGCGGGCUGCCUGCGCCGUGUGGAUCUGCGCUUCAACAACCUGGGCCUGCGCGGCUUGUCUGUCAUCAUCCCGCAUGUGGCCCGCUUUCAGCACUUGGCCAGCCUGCGGCUGCAUUACGUGCACGGGGACUCGCGGCAGCCCUCCGUGGACGGUGAGGACAACUUCCGCUACUUCCUGGCCCAGAUGGGCCGCUUCACCUGUCUGCGGGAGCUCAGCAUGGGCUCCUCUCUCCUCUCCGGACGGCUGGACCAACUGCUCAGCACCCUGCAGAGCCCCCUGGAGAGCCUGGAGCUGGCCUUCUGCGCUCUGCUGCCUGAGGACCUGCGCUUCUUGGCACGGAGCCCCCAUGCUGUCCACCUUAAGAAGCUGGACCUGAGUGGCAACGACCUGUCCGGCAGCCAGCUGGAGCCCUUCCAGGGUCUGCUGCAGGCGGCAGCGGCUACACUGUUGCACCUCGAGCUGACCGAGUGCCAGCUCGCCGACACCCACCUCCUGGCCACCCUCCCCAUGCUGACUCACUGCGCCAGCCUCCGCUACCUCGGGCUCUAUGGCAACCCGCUGUCCAUGGCGGGCCUCAAGGAGCUCCUGCGGGACUCGGCGGCCCAGGUGGAGCUGCGCACAGUUGUGCACCCCUUCCCCGUGGACUGCUACGAGGGCCUGCCCUGGCCGCCACCUGCCUCGGUCCUGCUAGAGGCCUCUAUCAAUGAGGAGAAGUUUGCCCGUGUGGAGGCCGAGUUGCACCAGUUGCUGCUGACCUCAGGCCGUGCCCAUGUGCUCUGGACCACAGACAUCUACGGGCGCCUAGCUGCAGACUACUUCAGCCUGUAACCUUGGGCUUUGGGUGAGAAACAGGCUGUCCUGGGGGCCAGGGCUGUUGGAGGCCCCCCUUGGGUAGGCAGAGCCUUGGCUGGGACCCUGACAUGAAGGCACUGGUCUCGCAUUUCCUUGUUCCUGCGUGCGCCUCAACCUCCUUGUGCUUUUUGCAGUGUCCUGUGCAGAUUGCCCUGCACCUGCUUCCCUGACUGGCCGGCCAUCUGUGGGCCUGGGGUCUGCAUUCCCGGCCUGCAUAGCCCUACUUAGUUUGGCUACCCUCUGGUAUCCUGGCCCUCUCCUCAGAAUGUUCCUGGGGUCUCAGUGCUGAGCUAAGGGAGGGUGUUCUCUCUGGGCCCUGUCCAAGAACAGACUGUUCUGGGGCUGAAGUUGGGACAGGGGCCUUCUUCGAGGAGGGUUGGGUCCUGAUGCACUCUGUCCGGAGCCUGUCACAGUUUUCCCAGCCCUGGCACCCGGGACACCCAGUUGGCCGUGCUUUGGAGCCAGAGGCUGUCAUUAAGGCACAAACGUGCAGUGUGUUUGCAACUUAAAUAUGUGGCUGCCUUUUCUGUCCUAA
Messenger RNA from Hipposideros armiger (great roundleaf bat), 3225 nucleotides. It is a transcript of the gene LRRC14, whose product is annotated as leucine rich repeat containing 14. Lineage: Eukaryota; Metazoa; Chordata; Mammalia; Chiroptera; Hipposideridae. The coding region runs from base 1185 to 2666 and encodes 493 amino acids. The transcript is spliced from 4 exons. Gene Ontology annotation, cellular component: cytoplasm. Gene Ontology annotation, molecular function: kinase binding. The record is from RefSeq and is a predicted model, not a curated record.